Messenger RNA from Bubalus bubalis (water buffalo), 4567 nucleotides. RefSeq names its product latent transforming growth factor beta binding protein 3 (gene LTBP3). The record is from RefSeq and is a predicted model, not a curated record. The transcript is spliced from 28 exons. Lineage: Eukaryota; Metazoa; Chordata; Mammalia; Artiodactyla; Bovidae. Gene Ontology annotation, molecular function: calcium ion binding. The coding region runs from base 409 to 4299 and encodes 1296 amino acids.
CCCUGCUUCCCGGCGGCCGCGGGAGCCCAGCCCGGCCGGGGGAGGCGCGGAGCGGGCCGGCCGCCCGGCCUUCCUCUCCCCUCGCUCCUCCUCUCCACCUCAACUUGCUCCGGCCUCCUCGCUCCGGCCUCACGUUUGGGCCUCCGCAGGCCCCCGGCCCCGGCUCGUGGCUGGGCUCCUUCCCGGGGCGGUGGAAGUUUCUGGGCUCCCCGCGGUCCAGCCUCCAUCUCUCUGCCUCUCACUGGGCCCGCGCCCGCGCCUGCAGUCCCCUCCCCGCGCGCUUCCUCCCAUCCUGUCCCUCGCUGCCCUCUCUGCGCCUCUCCCGGGGCUCCCGGCUUGCUUAUCCCCCUCGGGCGUCGGGACCAUCGCCCCCGCCCGGGCGCGCCCCCCCGGGUCCUGCGGCCCCGGAUGCCCGGGCCCCGUGGGGCUGCUGGCGGCCUGGCCCCUGAGAUGCGCGGGGCGGGGGCGGCGGGGCUGCUGGCGCUGCUGCUGCUGCUGCUGGGCCCGGGCGGCGGGGCCGAGGGGGGGCCGGCGGGCGAGAGGGGCGCUGGCGGGGGCGGGGCGCUGGCCCGCGAGCGCUUCAAGGUGGUCUUUGCGCCGGUGAUCUGCAAGCGGACCUGUCUCAAGGGCCAGUGUCGGGACAGUUGUCAGAAGGGCUCCAACAUGACGCUCAUCGGAGAGAACGGCCACAGCACCGACACGCUCACGGGCUCCGGCUUCCGCGUGGUGGUGUGCCCCCUGCCCUGUAUGAACGGCGGCCAGUGCUCCUCGCGAAACCAGUGCCUGUGUCCCCCGGACUUCACGGGUCGCUUCUGCCAGGUGCCGGCUGGAGGAGCUGGCGGAGGCGCUGGCGGCUCAGGCCCUGGGCUUGGCCGGGCCGGGGCCCUGUCCACGGGCGCGCUGCCGCCCCUGGCUCCAGAGGGCGAGUCUGUGGCCAGCAAGCACGCCAUGUACGCGGUCCAGGUGAUCGCCGAUCCGCCAGGGCCCGGGGAGGGGCCUCCUGCCCAGCAUGCGACCUUCCUGGUGCCCCUCGGGCCAGGACAGAUCUCAGCGGAAGUGCAGGCCCCGCCCCCCGUGGUGAAUGUGCGCGUCCACCACCCGCCCGAGGCCUCAGUCCAAGUGCACCGCAUUGAAGGACCCAACGCCGAGGGCCCGGCCCCCUCCCAGCACCUGCUGCCGCACCCCAAGCCCGCGCAUCCCCGGCCACCCACCCAGAAGCCCCUGGGCCGUUGCUUCCAGGACACGCUGCCCAAGCAACCAUGUGGCAGCAACCCCCUCCCGGGCCUCACCAAGCAGGAAGACUGCUGCGGGAGCAUCGGCACCGCUUGGGGCCAGAGCAAGUGCCACAAGUGCCCCCAGCUGCAGUACACAGGGGUGCAGAAGCCAGGGCCUGUACGUGGGGAGAUGGGCACUGACUGCCCCCAGGGCUACAAGAGGCUCAACAGCACACACUGCCAGGACAUCAAUGAGUGCGCGAUGCCAGGCAUGUGUCGCCAUGGUGACUGCCUCAACAACCCUGGUUCCUAUCGCUGUGUCUGCCCACCUGGCCAUAGUUUGGGCCCCUCCCGCACACAGUGCAUUGCAGACAAGCCGGAGGAGAAGAGCCUGUGUUUCCGCCUGGUGAGCCCUGAACACCAGUGCCAGCACCCCCUGACCACACGCCUCACCCGCCAACUCUGCUGCUGCAGUGUCGGCAAGGCCUGGGGGGCCAGGUGCCAGCGCUGCCCAGCUGAUGGCACUGCUGCCUUCAAGGAGAUCUGCCCAGCUGGGAAGGGGUACCACAUCCUCACCUCCCACCAGACGCUCACCAUUCAGGGCGAAAGUGACUUUUCCCUUUUCCUGCACCCCGAUGGGCCACCCAAGCCCCAGCAGCUGCCCGAGAGCCCCAGCCGGGCACCACCACCUGAGGACACAGAGGAAGAGAGAGGGGUGAGCACAGACUCACCAGUGAUUGAAGAGCAGUCAGCGCAGCAGAGCCACCCGACUGUCACCGUAUCUCCUGCCCGGCCCUACCCGGAGCUGAUCUCCUGGCCCCCGCCGCCCCAGUUCCUGCCCGACUUGCCCCCGUCCCGCAGUGCGGUGGAAAUCGCCCCUACUCAAGUCACAGAGACGGACGAGUGCCGACUGAACCAGAACAUCUGUGGCCACGGAGAGUGCGUCCCGGGACCCUCGGACUAUUCCUGCCAUUGCAAUCCCGGCUACCGGUCGCAUCCGCAGCACCGCUACUGCGUGGACGUGAACGAAUGCGAGGCGGAGCCUUGCGGCGCCGGGCGGGGCAUCUGCAUGAACACCGGCGGUUCCUACAACUGCCACUGCAACCGAGGCUACCGCCUGCACGUCGGCGCCGGGGGGCGCUCUUGCGUGGACCUGAACGAGUGCGCCAAGCCCCACCUGUGCGGCGACGGCGGCUUCUGCAUCAACUUUCCGGGACACUACAAAUGCAACUGCUACCCCGGCUACCGGCUUAAAGCCUCCAGACCGCCCGUGUGCGAAGACAUCGACGAGUGCCGAGACCCUAGCACCUGCCCGGAUAGCAAAUGCGAGAACAAACCUGGGAGCUUCAAGUGCAUUGCCUGUCUGCCAGGCUACCGCAGCCAGGGGGGCGGGGCCUGCCGCGAUGUGAACGAGUGCGCUGAGGGCAACCCCUGCUCUCCGGGCUGGUGCGAGAACCUUCCGGGCUCUUUCCGCUGCACGUGCGCCCAGGGCUAUGCGCCCGCGCAGGACGGCCGCAGUUGCCUGGAUGUGGACGAGUGUGAGGCUGGGGACGUGUGCGACAACGGCAUCUGUGCCAACACGCCAGGCUCCUUCCAGUGUCAGUGCCUCUCUGGCUACCAUCUGUCAAGGGACCGGAGCCGCUGCGAGGACAUCAAUGAGUGUGACUUCCCUGCAGCCUGCAUUGGGGGUGAUUGCAUCAACACCAAUGGCUCCUAUCGAUGUCUCUGUCCCCAGGGGCAUCGGCUGGUAGGCGGCCGGAAAUGCCAAGACAUAGAUGAGUGCAGCCAGGACCCAGGCCUGUGCCUUCCCCACGGGGCCUGCGAGAACCUGCAGGGCUCCUACGUUUGCAUCUGUGAUGACGGCUUCACACCCACCCAGGACCAACACGGCUGUGAGGAGGUGGAGCAGCCCCACCACAAGAAGGAGUGCUACCUUAACUUCGAUGAUACCGUGUUCUGUGACAGUGUUCUGGCCACCAACGUCACCCAGCAGGAGUGCUGCUGCUCGCUGGGGGCUGGCUGGGGAGACCACUGCGAGAUCUAUCCCUGCCCAGUCUACAGCUCAGCUGAGUUCCACAGCCUCUGCCCAGACGGGAAGGGCUAUACCCAGGACAACAACAUUGUCAACUAUGGCAUCCCAGCCCACCGUGACAUCGAUGAAUGCAUAUUGUUUGGGGCGGAGAUAUGCAAGGAGGGCAAGUGCGUGAACACGCAGCCCGGCUACGAGUGCUAUUGCCAGCACGGCUUCUACUACGACUCAAACCUGCUGGAAUGCGUGGACGUGGACGAGUGUUUGGACGAGUCUAAUUGCCGGAACGGAGUGUGUGAGAAUACGCGCGGUGGUUACCGCUGUGCCUGCACUCCCCCGGCCGAGUACAGCCCGGUGCAGCGCCAGUGUCUGAGCCCAGAAGAGAUGGACGUGGACGAGUGCCAGGACCCCACAGCCUGCCGCCCUGGCCGCUGCGUCAACCUGCCCGGCUCCUACCGCUGCGAGUGCCGCCCGCCCUGGGUACCUGGACCCUCAGGCCGCGACUGCCAGCGCCCCGAGAGCCCGGCCGAGCGUGCCCCGGAGCGGCGGGACGUGUGCUGGGGCCAGCGCGGAGACGACGGCAUGUGUGCGGGGCCCCUGGCCGGGCCCGCCCUCACCUUCGAUGACUGCUGCUGUCGCCAGGGUCGAGGUUGGGGAGCCCAGUGCCGUCCGUGCCCGCCGCGCGGCGCUGGGUCCCAGUGCCCGACGUCGCAGAGUGAGAGUAAUUCUUUCUGGGACACGAGCCCCCUGCUGCUGGGGAAGCCCGCCAGAGAAGAGGACAGCUCAGAGGAGGAUUCGGACGAGUGUCGCUGCGUGAGCGGCCGCUGUGUGCCGCGGCCGGGUGGUGCAGUGUGCGAGUGUCCCGGCGGUUUCCAGCUGGACGCGUCCCGCGCCCGCUGUGUCGACAUCGAUGAGUGCCGAGAGCUGAACCAGCGCGGGUUACUAUGUAAGACCGAGCGCUGCGUGAACACGAGCGGUUCCUACCGCUGCGUCUGCAAAGCUGGCUUCGCGCGCAGCCGCACGCAUGGAGCCUGCGUGCCCCAGCGCCGCCGCUGACACCACCCACGGUCUGGACCUUCGCAAUCACCGAGGGGUUUCCACCCAGCAAUUGGGGCGAGCUCGGCCUCUCGCUGGUGCCCCGACUCGGGGCUCGGACCCAGGGACCCUUCGGGCCCGUAGACCCCUUCCCCGCGCCCCAUGUUCCAAGGGCGCCCCUGCCGGUUCCGCCUGGCUCACAGGCAGAUGUUGGGUCUGUCUGGCGCUGCCGGCCUUCCUUCCAGAGGGCAUUUCCCCAGAAACUGAUAAAUCAGAUCGUUUCUCUUUA